Messenger RNA from Aspergillus heteromorphus CBS 117.55, 995 nucleotides. RefSeq names its product pyridoxal 5'-phosphate synthase glutaminase subunit PdxT. The record is from RefSeq and is a predicted model, not a curated record. Gene Ontology annotation, molecular function: glutaminase activity. The coding region runs from base 41 to 868 and encodes 275 amino acids. Lineage: Eukaryota; Fungi; Ascomycota; Eurotiomycetes; Eurotiales; Aspergillaceae. Gene Ontology annotation, cellular component: glutaminase complex; cytosol. Gene Ontology annotation, biological process: pyridoxine metabolic process; pyridoxal 5'-phosphate biosynthetic process. The transcript is spliced from 2 exons.
UCUCUCUCUCUCUCGUGUCUUCCUACAGUUGCCUGUUGCAAUGAGUGGUAUUACGGUCGGGGUGCUUGCCCUGCAAGGCGCUUUCUACGAACAUGUCCAGCUGCUGAAGAAAGCCGCCGCCGGCUUCUCCGCGAAACAGGCCGAUUCCGCCUCGCAAUGGGAGUUCAUCGAAGUCCGGACCCCGCAGGAGUUGGACAGAUGCGAUGCCCUCGUCCUGCCCGGGGGUGAGAGCACAACCAUCUCCCUCGUCGCAGCGAGAUCCAACCUCCUGGAGCCUUUGCGAGACUUUGUCAAAGUCCACCGGAAGCCGACUUGGGGCACCUGCGCCGGCCUGAUCCUGCUCGCCGAAUCCGCCAAUCGGACGAAGAAGGGUGGCCAGGAGCUGAUCGGGGGUCUCGACGUGCGUGUGAACAGGAAUCAUUUCGGCCGACAGACGGAGAGCUUCCAGGCGCCUCUCGACUUGCCGUUCCUGGGUGCGGACCAGGCCUCCUUCCCAGCCGUUUUCAUCCGGGCUCCGGUCGUGGAGAAGAUUCUCCCCCACCAAACCGGUGAACAGGUUGGCGAGGCCCAGAGGGACGAGACCGUCAUUGCGCCUUCGCGGCAGGCGGAAGACGAGGCGGCCCGCCAGGCAAUGGCGGACAACGUGGAGGUGCUGGCCACUCUUCCCGGGAGGGCUGCGCGAUUGGCCACCCAGGGGACGCACAUCGAUGCGGACGAGGAGACGGGCGAUAUCAUCGCCGUCCGCCAAGGCAACGUCUUCGGAACGAGCUUCCACCCGGAGCUGACCGAUGAUGCCCGGAUCCACGCCUGGUGGUUGCGCCAGGUGGAGGACUCCGUCAGGAGACGGCAACAGAAGCAUCUUGCAUGAUUUCCAGCGUGGUUGAUUGUAUAGAGUCUGUCGAGGCAUUGGGUAUCGGGUGUAAAUUUUUCUUUCUUGAGGGGCCCUGUUCUACCAAGGCGAUAGAAAUAGAUUGUACAUAAAACGCCGUUUUGCG